Molecule: messenger RNA, 3264 nt
Organism: Dictyostelium discoideum AX4
Lineage: Eukaryota; Evosea; Eumycetozoa; Dictyosteliales; Dictyosteliaceae
Gene: vps41
Product: RING zinc finger-containing protein
Exons: 2
Coding region: 1-3264 (1087 amino acids)
Biological process (GO): cellular response to starvation; endosomal vesicle fusion; macroautophagy
Cellular component (GO): late endosome; clathrin-coated vesicle
Molecular function (GO): protein-membrane adaptor activity
Source: RefSeq, a predicted model, not a curated record
AUGUCAACUAGAUAUAUUGACGAGAAUGGAGAUGAAUAUGAAGAGGAAUUUGAAUAUGAAGAGGUAGAAGUUGAGGUUGAUGAAGAUGGUAAUGAAUAUAUUAUAGAGAGUACACCAAUAAAGUCUGGUGCAUUCAUACCAAACGGUACAAAUUUUUUAGAUAAUGGUAGUACUGCAAAACCAAUAAUAUUCGAUAUAGGUUAUAAUCCACCAACUUCACAUCAAAAUGAUAAUGGGCAAGAAUAUGAUGAAGAUGAAAAUGAAAAUAAUAAUAAUACAAAUACAAAUACAAAUAAUAAUACAAAUGCAAAUAAUAAUACAAAUACAAAUACAAAUUUAAAAAAACAAUAUCAACAACAACAAGAACAACAACAACAACAACAACAAAAUGGAUUUACAUCACCAAAUAGAACUAUUAGAAAUAUUGAAUAUGAAGAUAGUGAAAAUAAUGCACCGGCAACAACAGGUGAUGAAGAUGAAGAUGAAGAGAUUGAAUAUGAAGAGGAUGAAGAAGGUAAAGUUGAUGAUGAAAUUGAACCAAUUUUAAAAUACAAUAGAUUAGGACAUGGUAUUACAGAGAUUUUAAAAAAAGAUAGUGCAAGUUGUAUGGCAAUUCAUCCAAAAUUCUUAGUAUUAGGUACACAUUGGGGUUCUGUUACCAUUCACGAUUUUGAUGGUAAUGAAAUUAAAAGAUAUGAUACUCAAAAUUCAACAAUCACUGAGAUUGUUAUUGACCCAAAAGGUGAUUAUAUUGCUUCUUGUUCACAAGAUGGUAAAGUUGUAAUUAAUCCAUUUGAUAAAAGUGGUGAACAAUUUAUAUAUAAUUAUACAAGACCAAUAACAGCUAUAGCAUUAGAUCCAGAAUUUACAAAUAAGAAUACAAGACAAUUUGUAAGUGGUGGUAAACAAGGUCAAUUAGUGAUGAAUUCAAAAGGUUGGUUUAGAUCAAAGGAAACUAUAAUUCAUUCAGGAGAGGGACCAAUUUAUGCAAUUAAAUGGAGUGGUAUUUUCAUUGCAUGGGCUAAUGAUCAAGGUGUAAAGAUUUAUGAUUGUUCAACUAAUACUCGUAUUGCACAUAUACCUAGAAAGGAAGGAUCACCAAGAGGUGAAUUGUAUAGAUGUUGUUUAUGUUGGGAGAAACCUAACCAAUUGAUCAUUGGUUGGGCAAAGAGUGUGGAGGUCAUUCAAAUCACUGAAAAGGUUGAUAUGACAACGGGCCAUACUGUGAAGAUCGCUCAGAUUAUGAAUCAGUUCAAUACAAAAUAUUGGAUUGGUGGUAUCGCACCAUUCGCUGAGGAAUUGGUCAUACUUGGUUACAAUGACGCCACAACGAUCGAGGCCCAAGAUGACCUCUCGUCAGUUUCAGCAACACCAAAAAUGUUGACAAAUAGUGGUUCAACCAAUCCAAAUACCAGUCCGAAUAUUACGGGUGCCUGGAAUCAAGGUAGAGUGGAUGGUGCUUCAAAACCAUCGAUUCAUAUUGUAUCAAGGAAGACCAAUUCCUCCAUUACCACUGAUAAUCUAUCGGUUAAUGGCUAUCAACAUUAUAAAGCAACCGAUUAUAGAUUGGAUUAUAAUACCGAUGAAUCGAUAUUCUACAUUGUUUGUCCAAAGGAUGUGGUUGCGGCUAAACCAAGAAAUUUAGAUGACCAUUUAACUUGGUUAAUGGAGAAGUUAAAGUAUGAUGAGGCAUUGGACGCAGUUGAGCGUGAUAUUAAGACCAUUAAAUCACUACCACCAACAAAGAUUAGGGAAGUGGGUGAAAGAUAUAUCGAUUACCUUUUGGAGAAGAAGGAUAUUAGAAAAGCGGCUUCGUUAUGUCCAAAGAUUUGCCAACGUGAUCCUUUACUAUGGGAGAAAUGGGUCUAUAGAUUCUUGAAUUUGGGUGGACUUCAACCACUUUGUCAAUAUAUUCCAAUUGGUAAUCCAUCAUUAAGUUGUGCAAUCUAUGAGAUGUUUUUAAACCAUUUCCUUCAGAACGACCCAGACUCAUUCUUAAAGACCGUAACAGAAUGGUCGUCAUCAUUGUAUAACAUUCAAGCCAUUAUCACUGCAGUCGAGGAUAAGCUUUCAAGACAGCCCAACGAAACCAUUAUGAUUGCAUUGGCACAACUCUACACCUACGAUAACAAUAUGGAGAAAACUUUGGAUAUCUACUUAAAGUUGAAACGUGGUAAUGUCUUUGAAUUGAUUUCACGUUAUCCUGACCUUUUAUUCAACUCCAUUCAAAACAAGAUCAUUCUAUUCAUAGAUUACAAUCAAAACGAAGCCAUUAAACUAUUGGUGGCAAAUACCGAUAGAAUUCCAAUACCCGUUGUGGUUAGUCAGCUAAAAGAUCGUAGAGAGUAUUUACAUCGUUAUCUUCAUACAUUGUUUUUAAAGGAUGCCCAUAUCGCUUCGGAUUUCCAUGAAAUUCAAAUUCAAUUGUACGCUCAAUAUGAACCUGAACUCUUGUUGACUUUCCUCAAAAAUAGUGGUCACUAUUCAUUGGAGAAAGCUUUGGAAGAAUGUUCAAAAAAACAACUCUACGAAGAGAUGGUCUAUUUGUUGGGUCGUAUUGGUAAUGCCAAAGAGGCACUCAAUUUAAUUUUGGAUAAACUUCACAAGAUUAAAGAUGCCGUCGAGUUUGUUGAACAACAAAAGGAUGAAGAACUUUGGGAAUAUCUCAUCAACAAAUCAAUGAAUAACUCACUCUACAUUAGUGAACUACUCGAAAAUAUAGGUUCAAACGUUGAUCCAAUCAAAUUGAUUCGAUUGAUUCCAGAGAAAAUGGAAAUUGAAGAUUUACGUGAUCGUCUAGUUAAGAUUCUCUCUGAUUAUAAUCUUCAAAUGUCACUUCGUGAAGGUUGUAGAGAAAUUCUAAAGAGUGAUUGUGUAAAUUUGGAAGAGGCAUUAGUUGACUCUCUAAGAAUGGGUAGAGUGGUUGAAGAUCUUACUAAAUGUGCCACUUGUUGUCAACCAAUCAUUUUACCACGUCCUGAUAGUUCAAUAGUUUUAUAUUUUUGUAAUCAUACUUAUCAUAGUAGAUGUUUGAAAUCUAAUGAUUCAACAACUACAACCAAUCCAAAUCAACCCCAACAACAAUUAACUCAACAACAAAAACAACAAUUACAACAACAACAACAACAACAACAACUACAACAACAACAGCAACAAAAACAACAACAACAAGGAUUAGAAGUUUCAUUUAGUAAUUGUCCAAUUUGUGUUCAAUCUUCACAAACUAAAAUUUCAAAAUUCAAUUCCAGAAAGAUUGGUCAAUAA